AUGGCUGCAAGGAGACAAACCUCUGUAGGUUCCUCCUCUGAUUCUAGGGGAAAUUCUCAAGGUUCCGCGAAAUGUUCUUGUGGAAGAGAGCCUGUUCUUCGUACUGUGAAGCGUGGUGCAAAUGUUGGACAGAAGUUUUAUGGCUGCCCUUUAUGGCCUGAUACUAAGUGUGAUUUUUUUAAGUGGUAUAAUGAGCAAGGGAUUGAAGUUGAUGAUCUUAAAUUUCAGUUAUUUGAGAAGGAGACUACCUUAACGGAGAUGGAGUAUGAGAAGAGUUUAAUGGCCGAAAAAAUAAAAAAAUUGCAGCUUAAAAAGGACAGCUUGGAAGAAGAUGUGCAAGAAAUGAAAUUUGAGCUUUCACAACUGCGUAUUGAGAUGCUGAAAAUGUCACGCAAUGAGAAGAACUUGACCUUGGCUUUGUUUGUUUCAUGGCUUGUUUUUGCCAUUUUCUUGUAUUCCAUUAAGUUACUCUAA
Messenger RNA from Beta vulgaris subsp. vulgaris (sugar beet), 474 nucleotides. RefSeq lists its product as uncharacterized. Lineage: Eukaryota; Viridiplantae; Streptophyta; Magnoliopsida; Caryophyllales; Amaranthaceae. Gene Ontology annotation, molecular function: zinc ion binding. Bases 1 to 474 code for a protein of 157 amino acids. The transcript is spliced from 2 exons. The record is from RefSeq and is a predicted model, not a curated record.